Molecule: messenger RNA, 1503 nt
Organism: Penicillium arizonense
Lineage: Eukaryota; Fungi; Ascomycota; Eurotiomycetes; Eurotiales; Aspergillaceae
Exons: 5
Coding region: 1-1503 (500 amino acids)
Biological process (GO): regulation of DNA-templated transcription; stress-activated MAPK cascade; protein phosphorylation
Cellular component (GO): nucleus; cytoplasm
Molecular function (GO): ATP binding; MAP kinase activity; DNA-binding transcription factor activity
Source: RefSeq, a predicted model, not a curated record
AUGGCUACAAUGCUUGAGCAUCCGAGUACCAUAAAAUCUUUAGAACCAGACACGCAAUUCGUGAUUCCGGCAGCUACGGUCUGGUCGAACCCUUCCCACAUCACUUGCAAAGAAGGUGAUUUCCUUUCCGAAGCUUUGCGGACCAAACAAGGCAGCGAAAAGACAGCCAACCUCCCAUUAAAUCAAGAAUUGAGGCCGCAGGUGGGGCCCAAAAGCCGGCCACGGCGUGGCUCGAAGAUUCAGCCUUCCCAAGACGCUGUCAGCCCAGAGAGGACCCGGUAUCUCGAACGCAACCGCAUUGCUGCGAACAAAUGCCGCUUAAAGAAGAAGCAAGAGCGCGAGGAAAUCCAGCGUAUGCUACAAAAAGAGACAGCCAAGCGGAACACACUCCUAGCUGAGGUCAAAAAAUUGAAAGAGGAGACCUGGCGGCUCAAAAACGGGGUCUUUGCGCACGCGAAAUGCGGGGACGAUCGGAUCAACCUACAGCUCACAAAAAUGACACAAAAACUCCUCGAGAAGAGCUCGUUGCAGUGUCCGUCUGUUUUGGAUAUUACGUGUUCCGAUAAGUCGGAGGGGGGAAUGAAAACAGACGAGGAGGGGUUGAAAACAGACCUGUCUACAGUCUCUCCAGCGUCUUCGGUGGAUGACACAGCGACUUGUGCCGAAAUCUUUGAUUGCUAUCUCGUGACGGAUCUUAUGGCAACGGACCUCCACACUCUGCUAAAGACCAAGAAGGUCGACGACCAAUUUACUCAAAUUUUCGUUUAUCAGAUUAUAGUGAGGCCCUCGGUAGCAAACGGAUCAACUUCAAUGCUAAAUCAGAACCAGCGCGGACUCAAAUAUGUACAUUCAGCGGGCAUCGUACACCGCGAUCUUAAACCGAGCAAUAUCUUGGUCAAUGAGAACUGCGAUCUAAAAAUCUGCGACUUUGGCCUAGCACGCACCCAGGACUCUCGUAUGACCGGUUAUAUCUCGACUAGAUACUACAGGGCUCCGGAGGUUAUGCUUACCUGGAAGCGCUAUAACGAGAAAGUCGAUAUCUGGAGCGCAGGUUGCAUUUUCGCCGAGAUGAUCAUGGGCCGACCACUCUUCCCAGGAAAAGAUCAUAUCGAUCAGUACUGUGUGAUCACACAGUUACUUGGAAGCCCGCCAGAAGACGUGAUUGCAAAUGUGAGCAGUCAAAGCACAUUGAAAUUCAUUCGCUCUUUACCAAAGCAAACACAAAAACCUCUCUCAAGAGUUAUUCCUAACGCUAACGAGAAGGCUGUUCCCUUGCUAGAGAGAAUGCUUCAGAUUGAUCCAGAGAAGCGCUGCUCGGCAGAAGAGGCUCUCCAGGCGCAAUACCUUGCACCCUACCAUGACCCGGAAGACGAACCUGCAGCGGCGGAGCAAUUUAACUGGAAUUACUGCGAAGCAGAUCUCCCAGCUGAUGUCUGGAAAACGCUGGCUCUCAAGGAGCUAGCAGUUACGAUCCAACGCCUAACGUGGGAUAUUCUGCCUUAA